AGUCCUAGUUCUCGGUUGUUGGGGGUGUAUCUUUGUUUCUUUCUCGCUCUCUUUCACCAUGUCUCAUUGCUGUCCUCAAGCCCCCUCUCAAGGAUAGUAGGUACUCGCGGCCUUUCUUGCUGUCGGCGAUCAUCAAGAAUACACGUAGCGCUCCACAUUCCCUCCACGAAGGCUGCAGUCUUUCGACCUUCUCUCGGAUUCAGUUCUCUGUCGAAGUUCGGGAGGAAGUCAAAUCCGUUUUUCCUCCACAGAAUACAUGUCGGCUCGAUGAAGCUCUCCAUUCUCGGGUUGAGUUAGUACAUUCGGUGAAGCGGUUGACAACGGAGUGGGAUAAAGAUAUAUCUCUUAACCUGGCGCCUUGAGGAGAUGGUGUGGCAAGCACUAUGUCCAUCAUAGGUGGCCAGGCUCGCUUUUUGGAUGGAUGGUUGGUAAUGGUGGGGUCCCACUGACUACCAUUCAUUGGCAAGAGAUUCUAUUUGUGCUUGGAGUGCAAACUGAUCGUAUGUUGAUGCUGUGUACUGCACUCAUGCAUGUGAACAAACAUAAAAUGAUUGUACUGCUUUGAAGAAGAAACGUUAUUAGUGGGAAGAUAAUUCAGAGUGAAUCUAGAGCUCGGUGAAAACAAAUUAAUCGAUCAUGAGGACCUUUUACCCCCGAAACAUGGGCCAUUUGAUCCGAAAACAAUCCACGUUGACCGCAGUAAGUGGACCAAAACCGUGGACGGAGAUUCCCGGGCCUCCCAAAAUCCCAUUUCUGGGCAAUUUUCUCUUCAUUAGAGCUCCAGGGAUCGAAUCCAGGCCGUGGAAUACGCAUCUGAUGUUCUCGUAUUUGGGAGAUAAAUAUGGUGACAUGUGUCGGAUUGAAAUCCCUUUGCGUCCACCAUUUGUCAUGCUUUUUACACCGGAAUUGUGCGAAAAAUUAUAUCGAUCCAUUGGACCGCGACCCGUUCGUCCAGGGUUUCUCGCCCUGGAUUAUAUUCGAAAGCGGGAUCCUGUGUUUGAUAAUGCCAAGGGAUUACUGACCUCCCAAGGCGAAGAGUGGCACCAGUUCCGGAGACAGGUCCAGAAGCCCAUGCUCAAUCCCAAGUCCGUCUUGCCCUACACAAAGCACCUGGAAAAUAUUUCCGACGAAUUUAUCGAAACCAUGAUAGCGGAAAAGCUAGAUGACAAGAGGGAGGUCUCGGCCGAGUUCCUGAACGACCUUUACAAAUGGGCUUGUGAGUCGGUUUGCUUGAUUGCCCUAAACACGCGGAUGGGAUGCUUGGAAAAGAAUCUUAGUCCGGAUUCUGAGCAACUCAAAAUCAUUAAUGGCGUGUCCACGAUCUUAAAGACCACUGCCUCUUUGGAUAAUGGGAUCCACGUGUGGAAAUACUUCCCCACAGCCAAAUUGCGAGAGUUUGAAAAUGCCGCCCAAGUGUUCAAAGAGACCUGCUUUAAGCACAUCCACGUGGCUUUGGAAACGAUCAAGGCUCAACCUGAUGACCCCACAGCCGAGAAGACUCUUUUGGAGCAAUUCCACGCCAAAGGCUGUGACGAAGCCACCACCGUGGUGAUGGCCUUGGACAUGAUCUUCGGAGGAAUUGACACCACCUCCCACACCGUGGCCUUCGCUCUCUACAACCUGGCCAUGAAUCCAGAGGUCCAGGAAAAGACUUUUCAAGAGAUCAAGACUGCUCUUCCCAACACGGAUUCCUCACUCCCAGACGCUGUCAGGAAAUUGCCUUACUUAAAAAGUGUGAUCAAAGAGACCUUGAGAGUGAACCCGGCGGCCAUUGCCAAUGCUCGAACCCUCACGGAACCUCUCGAGUUGAAUGGUUAUCUUUUGGAACCCGAGACCAAUGUGGUUCCAUUCCAUUACUACAUGAUGAACAGUGAACGGUUUGUGAAAGAUGCCAAACAAUUCAAACCAGAGCGUUGGUUGAAGGACCAUCCAUUCUAUCAGAAGAUCAACCCGUUCAUGGCUCUGCCUUUUGGCCAUGGAGUCCGGAUGUGCAUCGGGAAGCGCUUCGCCGAGCAAGAAGUUGAGAUCAUGCUGAUGAAAUUGCUCCGCAAGUACAGGGUAGAAUGGCACUAUGGGCCCAUGGAGGUUCGGAUUCACACCCUGGCCUUUCCUCACACUCCUCUGAAAUUUCGGUUUCUGCCACGUUAAAAAAUCUGAGGGCCCUGGCCGUAUCUCCCGCUUAUGCAUAAGAUCUUUCAUCUUCAGUCAUUGAAAUCGUUGAAUUUGCAUGGGAUCUAGUGACGAUAGGCUCGACCGGUAAAGUCUAAAUUACGUGUAAUUACGUGUAAGAACACUUAUUGUAAAUUAUAUCCCCCAAUUGCAAAUUCGUGACCGAAGAGAUAAUGUCAAACAACCUAAAUAUAGAUCUAUAUUGUUAUGAUCGCCCAUGGUCAAGUUCCUGAAUAUAUUCCUUGCACUGUAACUGCACUGUGACGGCAAAAGAAGAUAUAGACUGUCGCUAAUUCUUUUUAAUAAAAACAUCAAUUGAUAUGCAA
This is a messenger RNA of Tigriopus californicus, 2495 nucleotides long. RefSeq names its product probable cytochrome P450 301a1, mitochondrial. The record is from RefSeq and is a predicted model, not a curated record. The transcript has a single exon. Gene Ontology annotation, molecular function: heme binding; iron ion binding; oxidoreductase activity, acting on paired donors, with incorporation or reduction of molecular oxygen. NCBI's taxonomy places the organism in Eukaryota, Metazoa, Arthropoda, Copepoda, Harpacticoida, Harpacticidae. Bases 637 to 2148 code for a protein of 503 amino acids.